ACGACGAAAAAGAUAGAGGGGGAGAGAGAGAGAGAGAGGUGACCUUCUUCGCCUCCGCCAUGGCGGCCGGAAUGCGACUCCCAGUUCCUUCUUCCAUCCUUCUGUUGCUUUACUUCACGAUAGCGUCCGGGUUCGCGUCCGCCACGUCUAACGAGAUCCAUAGAGGAUUCUCCGCCGCCCACGACCCUUCCUCCUACUCCCAGUUCCAGCCCCUUCUGGCCGAUCCCACCGGCGUCUUCGCCCUCGGCUUCCUCCGCACCGAGCUUUCGAAUCUCAACCUCGCCGUCCUCCACGUUUCCUCCUCCUCGGCGCUCUGGCGCGCUUCCGUGUCGCGGCGCGUACGCUGGGACGCCUCCGUUUCUCUAUCUUUCAACGGAUGCCUCGUCUUGUCCGACGACGAAACAGGGGUGCUCUGGUCGACUGCUCCGGUGGAUUCCGGAGACUGGGUGGUUCUCCUCAACUCGUCGAAUAUCCAGGUGCAGAAGCAGUUGGCGGAAUCCGUCGUGGUUCUUUGGCAGAGCUUCGAUUUUCCCUCCGACACACUCGUCCAAGGUCAAAACUUUUCCUCAGUUAGCGAUCUUUCCUCUAGGGAUCGAAGGUUCUCGAUGAAAUUGGGGGAGAGCUACUUCGCUCUUUACAUGGAUUUACCCGGUGGAGCGCCGCCGAUUAUGUACUGGAAACACAGCGUCUUGGAAGCCAAGGCUCAGAUCGUCCCUGGCGGGGGAGCGAUUUACGCGCGGGUGGGCGAGGGGUUUUUAGGGAUGUACCAAACCGAGACGGCCCCCGUCGACGUGCUCCCCUUCAACACCUUCAAUCGGCGAAUCACCGGGCUGCGCCGCCUGACUCUGGAAUCCGACGGCAACCUCCGCGCUUACUACUGGAACGGCUCCAUCUGGAAUGAGGAUCUCCGGGCGAUCGCCGACCACUGCGAGAUCCCCACAUCCUGCGGCGCCUAUGGGCUCUGCAACUCGGCCGAUGGCGGCUGCCUAAGGGAGGAGGGAGAAUGCCCGCCGGCCGUCGCCGGUGACUUUUGCGCCACCGGAUCGAAUGUGUUCGGCGUCCUGAGAAGGCAGGGCGUCGACCUGGCGAACGACGAACUGACACCGCAUCGAAAAGUGGCGUCUUUGGAGCAGUGCGAAGACUCUUGCGAGCGGAACUGCAGUUGCUGGGGCGCAAUCUACCACAACGUGUCGGGGUACUGCUAUCGACUGGACUACCCGAUCACUCUAGUGGCGGCGAACGAGAGGAAGGUGGGGUAUUUCAAGGUGAGGGUGAGCGGCAGCGGCCGAAGGACAGUGAAGAAGGCGAUGCUGGCGGUGGGUGGCGUUUUGUUCGCAGGAGCGGUGGCGGUUGCUGGAUACAGUGUGUGUAAGCGGCGGCGAGGGCGGAGGCCGGUGGCGUACACGGAUCUCAAUUCGGCAUCGUCUCAAUUGAUUGAGCUCUCCAGCACGUCCAACAAUGGCGAACAAGAAUCUCAAUUCGGUUAGGACACACUGUUUGGAAAUGGCUUUAGUUUUUUUUCCCAUUUUAGAUUAUUUUUAUUCCUAUUAAAAGUAAGCAAAAUAUAAAUAUUAUAUUAAAAAGUUGAAAGAUAGUUGUAAAAAAUAUGUAUAGUAUGUUCACUGUAAGCCACCGCGAGAGGCAGCUGCAAGCUUGCGGCGACCUAGUUGCAACUAUGCUCUAGAUCAUACGAGGACAGAG
Molecule: messenger RNA, 1701 nt
Organism: Zingiber officinale
Lineage: Eukaryota; Viridiplantae; Streptophyta; Magnoliopsida; Zingiberales; Zingiberaceae
Product: PAN domain-containing protein At5g03700-like
Exons: 1
Coding region: 60-1487 (475 amino acids)
Biological process (GO): recognition of pollen
Source: RefSeq, a predicted model, not a curated record